CUUUUUCCUUCUUCACUUUCAUCUCCAAUUCUUCCUUCACUCAAGUUUGGCCAGACUCCUGUCUUGGCCUCCGACAUAUCGGAACUUUACAAGCUUUGGCGAGCUGCAGCUGACGCCGGCGGAGGACUACAUUACGCGGCAUUGCCCUCGAAUAGUACAGCUCUACGCCGUCUGACUCUUCUACAGAUCGUGUGGAGCUGUAGAAUUCGGUCGGUGCCCUGUAAUGUAGUCAUCCGCCGGCGUGAGCCGCAGUGGUUUGCCUGGAGGAGUACGAGGAGAUGGUCCACAGCGGCAACAUGUAUUUCGAUCUCAACAUGUGCCACGAUUCAAAGACUCACAUGA
Messenger RNA from Trichoderma gamsii, 342 nucleotides. RefSeq lists its product as hypothetical. The annotation marks the transcript as partial. Lineage: Eukaryota; Fungi; Ascomycota; Sordariomycetes; Hypocreales; Hypocreaceae. The transcript is spliced from 2 exons. The record is from RefSeq and is a predicted model, not a curated record.